UUUAAGGUCUUCAUUCAACGUGCAUUCCUAAAUGCAUCACAAUCCACAAUUUUAGACAGUUUAGUCAGUUUAGUGAAGAUGUUAAUAUUUUAUUACCAUUGUCAACAAUCAAAAAUAGUGAAACCGUAAACAUAAUGACAUUACGUGUGUGUUCUUAAAAAAAGUGAUUUGAUCAUCAGCUCACCAGCAGAUUCUUGCAAACAAAAAUGAGAAAAAACCGUUCACUCUACGCGUCGAAAAGCGCAGUUUGCAAACGGAGCCUCAGCCGCGAGAGCCCGCAAGCUCGGUGAGAAAAGUUCGAUUUUUGGUUGCUUCGGAUUUUGGCAAACGGAGCGGCAUGGAUUGACGUCGAUUUUCGAAGAUUUUACAGUAGUGAUUUACAUUUUUGAUCAUUCGAACUUUUUGCAUUUUAACUGUUAACUGGAAGACUCAAUCGAAGCAAGAUGAAGCAGAUCCUGUGCGGAAAAUUCGGGUACAGCGUUUUGCUGGUAUCCACAACGUCACGUUAUCCAAUAUCCAUUGUGGGUACACGUUACUUGACAUCGGGCAAGUUUAGGUACUGCAAACCCUUGCUGGCAUCCCCUCAAGCUCGUAUCCUAGUGAAUUCACAUCGGAAGUAUGUAAUGGUUGUUACCAAGAUUUUGAGAGGUGCGUUGAAGAUACGAUAUCUCCUACUUGGAGGAGCAGUCGGUGGAGGAGUCACAUUGCAAAAAAAAUAUGAACAGUGGAAGGAAGGGCUACCAGAUAUGUCUUGGAUGAAUGGCUUAAUACCUAACGAUCAGCAAUGGAAAGAUUUCCGUGGUUCAUUAAUGACUAUUAAAGAUACCUUAGCUGAUAAAGUUGAAAUAGAUCCACGCAUUAAGGAACUAGGCGAAGCAAAAUAUAGGGAAUAUAGGAAAUGGUUCAACGAGAGAUUAGAUGAUGCUAUCAAGGCUGCUGAAUCUAGAAAAAUUGAAGAUAGUCCCAAUAAUCAAAAUAGUAAUUCAUCAAAUCGUGAAAUAGAAGUGAUCACAGCCUUUGCAAACCAAGUUUAUUCAGAUGUCAAAGAUGAGAUAACGAAAAAUACGGUAGCUUUCGCGUUGCCUGCAACUGCUGAAGACGAGGAUCGUCGAAAAAGUCAAUCUUCCCAGCAGAGGAUAGACGCGAUGCAUGACGAAGUGAUGCAAAUACAAUCGAAAUACCAACGGGAACUUGAAAGGCUUGAACGCGAAAAUAAGGAAUUGAGAAAGCAGAUGCUGCUCAGGGGAAAUUUCAAGCAAAAUAACAGAAAAAUCAAGAAAUCACUAAUCGACAUGUACAGCGAUGUUUUAGACGAACUUAACGAUUACGACAGCACAUAUUCAACUGCCGAUCAUUUGCCGCGUGUCGUGGUUGUCGGAGAUCAAAGUGCUGGAAAGACGUCUGUCCUCGAGAUGAUCGCUCAAGCGCGAAUAUUCCCGAGGGGUGGAGGCGAGAUGAUGACCAGAGCUCCUGUAAAAGUUACCUUAAGUGAAGGACCUUACCAUAUCGCGCAAUUCAAAGACAGCACAAGAGAAUUCGACUUGACCAAAGAGUCCGAGUUGGCGGAACUUCGCCGUGAAGUCGAGCUGCGUAUGAAAAACAGCGUGAGAAACGGAAAAACUGUUAGUCAAGAUGUCAUUGCGAUGACCGUUAAGGGCCCUGGCCUCCCGCGUAUGGUUCUAGUCGAUUUACCAGGAAUCAUCAGUACUCAAACCACCGAAAUGGCAGAAGAUACUCGAGAUGCCAUACGUCAAAUGACGCAGCAGUACAUGAGUAAUCCAAAUGCAAUUAUUCUUUGCAUACAAGAUGGGUCUGUUGAUGCGGAAAGGAGUAACGUUACUGAUUUAGUUUCCCAAAUGGAUCCUGCUGGCAAACGAACUAUUUUCGUUCUUACUAAAGUAGACGUGGCUGAGCAAAACAUGACAAAUCCCGAGCGACUGAAGAAAAUUUUAUCCGGAAAACUGUUUCCAAUGAAAGCAUUGGGAUAUUUUGCUGUGGUUACUGGUCGGGGAAGGCAGGAAGAUAGCAUUCAAACGAUAAAGGAUUACGAAGAGAAAUUCUUCAGAAGUUCUAAGCUAUUUAAGGAUGGUCUGGCCAUGUCAGGUCAAGUCACUACUAGGAAUUUAAGUUUAGCUGUUGCUGAGUGCUUUUGGAAAAUGGUGCGGGAGACUGUUGAGCAACAAGCUGACGCUUUUAAAGCCACAAGGUUUAAUUUAGAAACUGAAUGGAAAAAUAACUUUCCAAGAUUACGUGAAUUAGAUAGAGAUGAGCUUUUCGAAAAAGCUAGGGGUGAGAUUUUGGACGAAAUCGUGAAUCUCUCGCAAGUUUCUCCAAGACAUUGGGAGGAAGUUCUGAUGGAUCGUUUAUGGGAUAAAGUUAGCAUGCACGUAUUUGAAAAUAUAUAUUUACCUGCUGCUCAAACCGGAAAUCCGGGAACCUUUAAUACGACCGUCGAUAUCAAACUGAGACAUUGGGCUGAGCAACAGUUACCUUCUAAGAGCGUGGAAGCGGGUUGGGAAUGUUUGCAGCAGGAGUUCCAAAAAUUCAUGAUGCAAGCCCGACUGAGUCCAGAUCACGAUAAUAUUUUUGAUAAUUUGAAAAACGCCGUUGUUGAGGAAGCUAUUACUAGGCACACUUGGGAAGACAAGGCUUCCGAAAUGUUAAGAGUGAUUCAACUGAACACUCUAGAAGAUAGAAGCGUAAGUGAUAAGAGAGACUGGGAUCAAGCUGUUCGUUUCUUGGAAACAUCGGUGAAAGAAAAACUGCAGGCAACCGAACAGAUACUGAAAGAUAUGCUUGGGCCAGGCCGUAAAGAGCGAUGGUUGUAUUGGCAGUCCCAGACUGAAGAACAGCAAAAACGCAACAGUGUUAAAAGCGAGUUAGACAAAAUUUUGUACGCAGAUAAGAAACACGCACCGACGCUGACGCAAGACGAGUUGACGACUGUGAGAAAAAAUUUGCAACGCAGCGGUCUCGAAGUCGAUAACGAAUUCAUUCGAGAAACGUGGCAUCCCGUCUAUAGAAGAUUUUUCUUGCAGCAGAGUUUAUCAAGGGCGUAUGACUGUCGGAAAGGUUACUACUUAUACCACACUGGCCACGACGCGGAGAUGGAGUGUAACGACGUCGUGUUGUUCUGGCGUAUUCAGCAAAUGUUGAAGGUAACUGCAAAUGCUCUUAGACAACAGAUUAUGAACAGGGAAGCUCGUAGACUCGACAAGGAGAUAAAGGAAGUUCUAGAGGACUAUAGUCAGGAUAAUGAAGUCAAGCAAAAGCUACUUACUGGAAGGAGAGUCACACUUGCUGAAGAAUUAAAACGCGUGCGACAGAUACAAGAAAAACUCGAAGAGUUCAUCCAGGCAUUGAAUAAGGAGAAGUGAAUGCCAGCAAGUAUUUAGCGAAUUCGCAAGAGCUAAAUUUCCAUUGAUGACUCAAAAUUGUUAAUGAAAAAAUAAAACAAGAAAAAAAGGAGAGACGAACCCGAGAGUUAGCGGAGAUACUCGCGUCGAGUGCUGUGAGAACUACCACUUGUUGAACAAGUGAAAGUCAACGUAGUUUAUUUUUCGAGUGGCGAUGAGUUUCGCACACGUUGUUAGCGAUUUGCAAAGAAGCAGAGUGCGCGUAAGUGGCUGAGAAGUGAAACGCAGUGCGCAAAAUAGAAAUGGGGAAAAAACCAGUGUACAUUACGUAUCUGUAAUUAAAUUCAUCAUUGUGUAUAAUAGUAGUUAAUAGUAAUAAGGCAGGCGAAAAAUAAAAAUGGGUUUCUUGGCUUGUUGAUUUUUAA
This is a messenger RNA of Nasonia vitripennis (jewel wasp), 3781 nucleotides long. RefSeq names its product dynamin-like 120 kDa protein, mitochondrial (gene Opa1). The transcript has 17 exons. Lineage: Eukaryota; Metazoa; Arthropoda; Insecta; Hymenoptera; Pteromalidae. Gene Ontology annotation, molecular function: microtubule binding; GTP binding; GTPase activity. The record is from RefSeq and is a predicted model, not a curated record. Bases 444 to 3377 code for a protein of 977 amino acids. Gene Ontology annotation, cellular component: microtubule; mitochondrial membrane; cytoplasm. Gene Ontology annotation, biological process: mitochondrial fusion.